AUGUCCUCGCCCGAUUUAACAACCGUCCAAACGGAUAAUAACGAAGUGCGCUAUUUUGAAGAAUUGGAAAACCAUAUUAAAUCAAUGAGUCUUAAAUUUCAAGAAAAGAGUGUUAUUAAACAAUGUACUUAUAACGAUAUUAUUAAAUGUUUAUUGUCACCAAAGGGUAGUCUACCAGACUUAUGCACUUCGAAAUUCAGUCAUUGGGCCAAACGUCAUUUCGUAUUAGACAAGAUCGCUGGUGUUGAUAUUGCUUGCUCACAUGAUACGAUCUCUCAUGGAGGUCGUGGUAAAACGAUCCAUGAGCUUAAUUCUCAUCAUUCUUGGAUACCACGAUUUGCUGUUGAAUUAUUUUUGAAACAAUGUAUUGUAUGUCAAACACGUCAGUCACUUAAAAAGCCUGCAAUUACCCAAAUUAUUAUUUCGAUUGGAGUAAUGACCAGAUUACAGAUCGAUUUAAUCGAUAUGAGGACGCGUCCGGAUAUAUUAAAUGAAAAUACUGUUUAUAACUGGAUAUUGAAUUGCAUUGACCAUUUUAGUAAAUUCACUUGGUGUUUUCCUUUACAAAAUAAAAGUGCUACUGAGGUAGCAUCAAAAUUACGUGAAUUAUUCUGCAUGUUCGGUGCACCACGUUUACUUCAUAGCGACAAUGGCCGCGAGUUCGUAGCCGAUGUUAUAUUUGAACUUAAAAUACUUUUUCCCGAUAUGCUUUUUAUUCGUGGUAGACCACGUCAUCCACAAUCACAAGGCUGUAUUGAAAGAGCGAAUGGUGUGUUGACUAGUGCUCUUGGAAAGUGGAUGGCUGUGAAUAAUUCUUCUCAUUGGUCUGAUGGUUUGUUGCCUGUUGCCUAUGGUAUUAAUACAAGAUUAUCGAUUGUUACUAAAACUACACCAUAUCAAUUUAUGUUUGGACAAGAGCCUCGUUCACAUUCAGAAUAUUGGAAAAUCGUGCACGAAAGUGGAAUUUCAAAUGAAGAAAGCUUACCAACAUCAGUUGCGAGUGCGAAGACUGAUGUUGUAAAUGAUACCAUGGAUGAGAUUUGUAACACUACAGCAGCUGCAAUCGAUAAUCGUGACGAUUUUAUGGAUAUUGAUAUUAUUCAACUUGUUCAACGAUUAUCUGAUCAAGUUGUUACACGUGUCUUGAUUGAUCAACCAAUUCUAGAUCCAUCCACAGUUGAUCAA
Messenger RNA from Adineta ricciae, 1185 nucleotides. The record is from the annotation of a GenBank genome assembly. Lineage: Eukaryota; Metazoa; Rotifera; Eurotatoria; Adinetida; Adinetidae.